UCCAACUGAGGCAAAAACUCUUUCUGCAGAAUGAAAAUAUUCCAGUUAUCUUGAAUACAUAUUUCAGUCAAAAGGUCACUCUUAAAGCAUCAACAGAUAUAUCUACUGAUAUGGACAAGCCCCUCUUGCAAGAGCCACUGCUUGCUAAAAGGAAUGUAUCUUUAGCCUGGAUAUUUAAUUUAUAUGAUAUAAAAGACAGUUGCUCUUUAAUACCUGCAGUUAAUCAGAUUUCCUGUUCCAAUAUGAAGACUUCUAAAAGUACAGAGAAUUGUUUCAAUAUUGAACCCAAGGUAUCGGUUAUUUCCUUGAAUGACUCUCUUCUUGAUGUUGUGGAGAUGCAAGGGACAACUGAAAGCACUGCAAUCCAAGUCCAAGUAGUUAUCCAGAGAGUCUAUUAUUUGGUUGUUGAAGAUGGUUUCAGAUGUCAUCCUCAUGGAAGUAAUCCUCCCCAGAACACAGCACCAUUUUUAAAAUCAGACCUUCAGAAUUUAAGGUUGUGUCUGCUGGCUCAGGACAUCUAUGGAAUAUUUAGUGAAAUACAGCUUCCAGUUCUAUAUUCCUCUUCACAACUGACAGAAAAAUAUUUCUCGGCUGAAAAUUUUGCGAAGAGUCACCAGGGGAAGCAAGUUACUGCUAACCAGCUUCCUCCAAGUUUCUGUUACAUUCUUGCUGCUUCUGCUGAUUACAAUGAUGCAGAUGAAAGAGAACAAAUAUCAAAUUUAUAUUUUCCCCCAACUGUUCAUAGUCUCAUGGAAAUUUAUCAGAUGGGUGAUUUACCUCAGCGUUGCAGUUUUUGGGCAUAUGUUGUAUAUCGAAGAUUACAGGAAAAGGGCAGUGCUUCUCCAGACCAAAGACAAUUUUGGCUAUUUGUCACUGAUUUCUCAUUGCAAAGAGAGUCUGAGAUCAGUUCUGGAACUCCCAAAACACUACCUGUCUCGGUUGUUUCAUCAUGUGUGGUUGAUGUGGAAGUAAUGGAAGCAUUCAAGAGCUCUUCCCCUUGUAUUGUUUUCUUCAAGGAUGCUAUGUGUGGAAAUGGUAAGAUUAUUUGCAUUGAACGUACCGUUCUCUUGCUACAAAAGCCCCUUUUGUGUAGGGCUGCUGGUGCUGACAUCACUGAGCUGACUGGUCCUGUCAAACUAGAUUAUCUGGAUUCUACCACUCAAAUCAAUUCUAUUUGUACUGUAAGAGGUAUUGUAGUCGGCAUUAAUGAGAGAACUGCUUUCUCUUGGCCUAUAUGUAACACAUGUGGCAAUGAAAAAAUAGAUCAGCAUCCACAAGACAAAGGGUUACCCUACUGCAGCCAUUGCUGUGAAGUUGUAACUUCACCAGUUUUCAAGAUGCAUCUGGAAGUGUUUUUGAAUUGCCAUUCCCAACCAAAAUCCACAGUAAAAAUCAAGCUAUUACAGAAGUCUAUUUCUUCACUUCUAGAAUCAGCAACCAUGGAUAAUGGGAGUUAUGAAGUAACGAGUGUGCUGAGGAAAGAGGUGGGGUUUUUGAAUUGUUAUGUCCAAUCUAUAACCAGCCACCCAUCUAGUUGUAUUGGAUUGGAAGAAAUUGUUCUCUUGGACGCCUGAAAGAACUGAAGGGAAUAUUGUCUGCUUCUGUCUAUGAUCUUUGUAACAUAUUUGUAACUGUACUCAGUUCUUCUAUGCUGCUUUUGAAACAAAACUGUUGUGCCUUUUUUUUAAUGCUCACUUUAAUUUCAAUUCAAACACAAUUGUCAUUUCAAUGAGAGGAGUUAAAUGUACAUUCUUAAAUUUUUUUCUCAUGAAAUUAGUGGAAUUCACAUACACAGAUGUCUGGUCCUCCAGAUUAAUAUCAUAGCACUCAAAGGAAACAUGUUUUUUUUCAGCAAUUUUUUGUUUGUUUUUGUAUUGUGCUGGAGGUUAUAUUUUGUAAUGAGUUCAGGGGUUGAAAUAUUUUUUUACU
Protobothrops mucrosquamatus (brown spotted pit viper) is the source of this 1929-nucleotide messenger RNA. It is a transcript of the gene SPIDR, whose product is annotated as scaffold protein involved in DNA repair. Bases 111 to 1574 code for a protein of 487 amino acids. Gene Ontology annotation, biological process: regulation of establishment of protein localization to chromosome; double-strand break repair via homologous recombination. The transcript has 13 exons. Lineage: Eukaryota; Metazoa; Chordata; Lepidosauria; Squamata; Viperidae. Gene Ontology annotation, cellular component: nucleoplasm; nuclear chromosome. The record is from RefSeq and is a predicted model, not a curated record.